AUCAUUGAGCAUAACUGCACAGCCAUCGAGCUGGCUCCGGCGUCAGACGUUGGUCAGUUGUGAGCCAGCUGAGCGUCGGAGGACUCACCAUGGAGCUCGUCCUGCUGACGUUCAGCGUGUUCAUGCUGAGAUCAGCCGCCACCCUCGACGACGCUGAGUUCGGCCUCGCCGCUGCCGAAAGGAUUCCUACAACGGAAGACCCUGACUUGGAGAUGAUACCGAGUCUACUCAGCAGCGGAAGCUAUGAUCCAGUUGUCAGCUCGACAGUUGCCACCACCAACAUGAGCGCUGAGGCUGAAGCCAGUGAAGGUAUCUACACCACAAGCAGUGUUGAUGUUGGUGGCUCGUCUGAGUCCUACGUCGGGAGCGAUUUUGGUGGCGUCAACGCCAGCUUUGAUACAACUGCCAAUCUUAUAGCUGCUUCUGACAGCCUUAUCGUCAACGCCAGCUCUGAUCCAGCCGCCAAUCUUGCAGCUGCUUCUGACAGUCCUGCCCUCAUCGUGGUUCCAGUUGCCAAUCUUACAGCUGCUUCUGACAGUCCUGCGCUCAUCGUCAACGCCAGCUCUGAUCCAGCCGCCAAUCUUGCAGCUGCUUCCGACAGUCCUGGCCUUACCGUCAACGCCAGCUUUGUUACGCCUGCACGUUCUACCUCCACUGGACCCGCCGUCAUGGGAGCCGAUCCCGCUACUCGCUCCACAGCUGCCGCCAGUUUUGGCCUCACUGGGACGAGAUCUCGUCUAGCCCACAUGCUGUUCCACGUGUUGAAGAAGACCUGCUCCGAAGGCGCUGCACAAGGCAUGACUGAGGAAUUGAGAAAGGAGCAGAACCGCAUCAAUGAGCUACACGACGACCUGCUACGUGAAGUUAAUUCAAGUUUCGUCAAUCUUCAGGGGCAGCUCCAAGAACAUGCUGCGCACCUGCAGGGUCAGCGCAGUGGACUGAUGUCAGAUCUGGAUGACCUGGUCACCUCAGAGCGGAACAGACAAGUGGACGCCAUUCAAAGCCAGCACCGGCAACACCGGGCGCAUCUCCAGGAGCUGUUUCAGCCCAUCACGCCGCUCCUGAACCAGCUGGUUGAAAACGGUGAGCGCCAGAUGACCAGCCUCCAGACUCAGCUGACAUCAAGCGAGCAGCGUCUAAGUAAUCGGAUGGACGAUAUUCAAAAUCAGGAAGAUGAGCAGUCGUCAGUUUUCAGGAGCCUUGUGACAUCCGGUCAGAGCCUUAAUGAACUCUUAGAAGAUCUGCAAGCACAGCAGCAGCAAAUGACAGCGGUUCAACGUCACCAAGAGCAAGAGAUGUCCUCCUUGAAGGACCUGCUGACAUCCACGGCGGCCAACACUGAGAAGCAGUUGAAGGAUCUGCAGAACCAUCUGAGCUCCGUUCAGAACAUGCUAAGAAGCCCCGCCCGACAAGCCUGUCCGGACGGCUGGAUCCGACGAAGCGACGGCUGCUACAUCAUCUCUUCCAGUAGGGCAUCCUGGACAUAUGCCAAGCGACUCUGCUCGUCAAUGGAUAGUCGUUCGCAGCUGGCGUCAGUUCACAGGGAGAACGACGACCUCGUCACAUCCCUGGCGUCGUCGGUGGGGCAGUCUGUCUGGAUCGGACUCUUCAGAAGAAGCUCGUCAUCUACGAGCGCAACUCAGUGGGCCUGGGUGGACGGCUCCCCGCUUGACUUUACCAAUUGGGCUUCCGGAGAGCCCAACAACGGUCGUGGUUUCUGGAGCCUCGAUAGUGGCAACGAGAACUGUGGUUUGUUGCUGAGUUCGGGUGUUUGGAACGACGAGGGAUGCGCCGAGGUGAACAGAUUCAUGUGUCAAAUCACGCUGAAAUAGCGGGAUUUAUUGCAGCAGUCAAAUCUGCCGAAUUUCCUGCCAGCGCUUUGCUUUUCUCGCAAUCUAUUUACGCUUUGGGUUGCUCCGUCUGGCGCUUUCAUGUGAUGGUUCAUGUCGCAAAUAAAAUCAUUGUUCGAACGACACGCAAGUACAGCUCAUGUGUAAACGCAACGUUGACGUUGAGGACACGUAAGAGUGAUAUUUAGGUAGUGACAUGAAUGCAUUGCUUGUCCGCUUUAGCAAUCGCUACGAAGAAGACUUGGGAUGAUCAUUGAUCAUACCCAUGUACGGGGAGUUUCUGCUUGAUGUUUUAAGAUAUAAACAAAACAUUAUGAUAUAAUGUUCAAUAAUAAAAAGCUAUGUAGGUAUGUAUGUCUAUUGCAUGCUAGUUAUUUCACGCGAAUACAAGGUGCCAUA
Amphibalanus amphitrite is the source of this 2249-nucleotide messenger RNA. Its product is annotated as C-type lectin domain family 4 member F-like. The transcript has a single exon. Lineage: Eukaryota; Metazoa; Arthropoda; Thecostraca; Balanomorpha; Balanidae. The record is from RefSeq and is a predicted model, not a curated record. The coding region runs from base 90 to 1832 and encodes 580 amino acids.